AUGAGCGAAACUAUUGAGAUGAAUACAAAUCCAGAAGUGAUUCUUAAGAAAAGAAAGGAUGCUCGUAAACUUAGAUUAGAGAAAAAGCAGCAAUCUCUGGAGAGAAUUGAAUUGAAACGAAAAUCCAAUAAAUCUCACCGAAAUGGAAAAUUUAUGAGAGCGGAGACAUUGAUAGCUAGACAUAGAGCUAGCGAAAGGGAGGAAUAUAGAGUGGAGAGAGUGAGCAAGUUUGAAAGAGAGUUAAUGGAGAAGGCUGAUAAUAGUAAGGAAGAUGACAAGGAGGAGUCGAAGUUGAUGUUCGUGGUUAGAGUGGAAGGACCCUACGGUGCCAGAAUUCCUGCAAAGUCAGCAUUAGUUCUUCAAUUAUUAAGAUUGUCGAGUAUUGAUAUGGGAACAUUCAUCAAAUUCAACAGCACGGUGAGACCAUUACUCAGAUUGAUCAAUCCUUAUAUAGUUCUUGGAACACCAUCUUUGGCUACAGUGAGAGACUUGAUCCAGAAAAGAGCUACUGUUAGGAUAGAGUUAAGUGAGAAAUCAGAACCUGUUGAUGAUAUGGAAGAAAAUGACGACGGAAAGAUUUCUGUUCCGUUGAAUGAUAAUAAUCUAAUUGAAGAGAAGAUGGGUGAAUACGGAGUGAUCUGCGUCGAGGAUAUUAUACAUGAGAUCGCCACACUUGGCGAGAAUUUCAAGUCGUGCGUGAAAUUUAUGGAACCAUUUCGUUUGAAUCCUCCAGUGAGUGGUUGGAGCCCUCUUAGUAAGCUAAAGAGAAUUGAAUUGAAAGAAGAAAAGGGCCGCAAAGUGAACAACUCUGCCAGGGCACCUUUGUCUGAAGUGGACAUUGACAAGUAUAUCGAACAGCAAAUAUAG
Brettanomyces nanus is the source of this 867-nucleotide messenger RNA. RefSeq lists its product as uncharacterized. The coding region runs from base 1 to 867 and encodes 288 amino acids. Gene Ontology annotation, molecular function: structural constituent of ribosome; RNA binding. NCBI's taxonomy places the organism in Eukaryota, Fungi, Ascomycota, Pichiomycetes, Pichiales, Pichiaceae. The record is from RefSeq and is a predicted model, not a curated record. Gene Ontology annotation, cellular component: cytosolic large ribosomal subunit. The transcript has a single exon. Gene Ontology annotation, biological process: maturation of LSU-rRNA from tricistronic rRNA transcript (SSU-rRNA, 5.8S rRNA, LSU-rRNA).